Molecule: messenger RNA, 4584 nt
Organism: Ornithodoros turicata
Lineage: Eukaryota; Metazoa; Arthropoda; Arachnida; Ixodida; Argasidae
Product: phospholipid-transporting ATPase ABCA3-like
Exons: 22
Coding region: 52-4584 (1510 amino acids)
Biological process (GO): transmembrane transport; lipid transport
Cellular component (GO): membrane; intracellular membrane-bounded organelle
Molecular function (GO): lipid carrier activity; ABC-type transporter activity; ATP hydrolysis activity
Source: RefSeq, a predicted model, not a curated record
CCAGCCGAACGAACAGUCGACGUAUUUGGAGCACCUUCCCCGCCAGCGAAGAUGCUGAUGCUUCUAGAGCAGAUAACGCUGGCGAUGUGGAAGGAGCUGUACCUUCGCGCCGUGCUGCGUCGGGGAGGCACUUCCCUCCUCGAAAGCUCCCUGCCUCCGGCACUCUGUCUCGCCUUCAUUGUCUCGGGAUACCAGAGCACCCAGCAGUAUGCCAUCAGCAAGCAACAGAUGGUGGACUGGCCGUGCGCGGUAUCCGAGGCGCAGGUGAUAUUCCGCCGUGUGGCGUACGCCCCACAUUCGCCAUACACCCGCGACCUCAUCGAGGCUGCUUUUAAGCGAUACCCACCGGAAAGGGGCAUAUUGGGCUUCAAAGAUGCUAAAGAUGCCAUAGCGUAUGCCACGAACGGUGCUGCCGACGACAGUUUCGACCUGCUCGUUGAGAUCGCCGAUGUUAGAAACGACGACACCAGGCCACCGGAGGUGCUACGGUAUAACCUGCACUUCAACACCACCCGCAUGUACAUGAUACCAAAUUACGACGACAAGUUUGGCUAUUACCCACUACGACGCGAGUAUCUGCUGCCUAUCCUGUGCAUGAUCGGCGACAGUCAGAUCCAUUUGGUGUCCCGCGCACUGGGCAAAGGCAACAGCACUCGCAGCUGGAGGACCCGCUCCUUCACUCGAAACAUGGCACCUCACAAAACCAAGUUACUGCGGGCCUACGCAGCGCUGGCCUUCGAACUCGGCUUUACCUACUUGUUCAUCAAUUUUGCCGCUGAUGUGGUUCUGGAUAAAAAGACCGGCAGAAGGGAAUUCCGACGUCUCAUGGGUCAAAUCCCGGGUGUCUACUGGUUCGAAGUCAUUCUACGAGCCUUGGGUCCCAUGCUCGUGGCCUCCUUCGCGACGCUUUACGUUGUGACCAGCGUGGCCGACAGCUACGGAGCGUCCUACUUCCAGUACACGAACCCGACGGUCGUCAUGUCCGUGCUGUACAUGUACACCCUCCAGAUGAUAUCCUACAUGCUGGUGCUCAUAGCUUUCUUCUCGUCCGAGACCCUCGUCUCCGUGGCCACGUGUCUCUGGGUCCUCCUCGCCCUCCUUCCGUACAUCGUGUUCAUAGACGAAGGAUACCAUGCAAGGCUCCUGAGCUGCCUGUUGCCCAGCUCGGCGUUACAGCUCGCCUUCGACGUCAUGCUCACGUUUGAGCUCAGUGAUAUAGGUCUGGACUGGACCACUAUGGGGAAGCAAUACGGUCCCGACGUGCCCAGCCUCUCCCUGAUCUUGAUCGUCAUGACGCUGUCGUCCCUGAUCAGCAUGUCGAUGGCCAUAAUAUUGGAUGAUCUCAUCCCUCUCUCUACGAACGUCCACUGGGGAAGAGAGUUCAACAUUUUCAGGAGGGCUAAAAAGGCACCGUCGACACGAGAGCAGGCACCGCACGACUUCUUUGAAGUGACGCACCCGCACACGCACUCGCCUACAAUUGCCGUGGAGCACCUCACCAAGUACUACAACAACCGCGCAGCCCUGAACAACGUUAACCUUCGGCUGUACGAAGGGGAACUCGUGGCCAUCAUGGGUCCAAACGGCAGCGGCAAGUCCACCCUCCUGGGCUGCUUGGCUGGCACCAUAGCUCAAAGCUCGGGAGAGGUGUUUGUCUUGCGGAACUGCAUGCGUAUCGCCACGCAGGCUGCGCACGAGCAUCUGGGAUACUGCCCCGCCGAGUGUGCGCUCGACGACUAUAUGACAGUCACCGAAGCGAUAUACUACUUCUCCAAGCUGAAACAAAUUACCGCUACGAGCGAAUUCGUGUACGAGGUGGUGACGGAUUUUUUCCUUCUGGAACGACGGAACGACAGAAUCUGUGAACUCUCUUAUGGACAAAAGAAGGCGACCAUGUUAGGCGUAUCGCUUGUUGGAUACCCCAAGGUAUUGAUCCUGGACGAACCAAUGGCAGGCGUGGAUGUUCUACUGCGGCGACGCAUGUUGAAGCUCUUGAAGACUAUCAAGCAAACAAUGACUGUCAUCUACACGACACACCGAGCGGACGAAGUGGACUUCGUCGCGGACAAGGUUGGCAUCUUGGCUAAAGGUGCCCUGCAGUGCUAUGGCACGUCAGCGUUCCUGAAGAAAGCCUACGGCACCGUAUACCGUGUCAGGGUCCUCAAGGACACUCCGGAAUGCAAGGCGUCGCGAGUUGAAGCUGAACUACAGAGCUGUCUUCCCACUGCCAAGCUACUUUCGAAGGUUGGAAAUGAGAUGGUCUUUUCUCUCGGCACGAAAAAGCUGGCCCACUUUGGACACACCUUUCGGAACCUAAGGGACAAGGCCGCCGAUUUAGGCAUUAAGGAGAUCGGAUUUCCGUACCUUACCAUCGAAGAUGUUCUGCUCAGAGUUAGCGUCAUGGCGGGGGAAGCCAUGGUGCCGCCGUCCGGAAUUCCUUUCGACCCCAAACAUAACGUGAAAUCCAACUUGGCGCGGGACAACGGCAGCAUGACUGUCCUGAUGCGCAGCAUGAUAGCCCUGCAAGUCUUCCGCAUCCGGCACAUGAGGCAUUACUGGCUGUUCUACUUCUUCGUCUUCUUGUGCGGCGUCUUCAUGUUUGCCGUCUACUGCGACAGACUAACUGCCAUUCGUGUGCCCUCGCCGGGAAAAUUUCCGCAAGACAGGUUCGACAUCAGGGCGCUCAAGCGGGGUUUCUACAAGCUGGGCAACGCAACUGCCGGCAGAACGGUGAAUGCGACAACAGCCAUAGGCUAUGCAGCGCAAGAGGAAACACGCCGCUUGGGCCUCAACAUGACGAAAGUAGCCAGCGCCGUUGACUAUGUCAACUCUCAAAAGAAUAAGGCAGCUUUUGGAUUGGAAUUAGGAGAGCAUUUUCAUGCGGCGUGGUACAACUCGAGGGUGCGUCAAAGCGAGGCACUCUCUCUACUGCUCCUGCAGAACAUCGUCUUGCAGUCGAUGAGUGGAAACUCAAAGUACCGCAUCGAGGCUUCCAGGGACUACAUGCAAGGUGGGGUGACCAUAUCUCCUGCCAACGUUCUGGGAUGGACUGCAGACCUCAAGAUGAAAGCUGUCGGUGCCACCUUCCUGCCUCUCUCUCUCGGCAUCCUUACCUCGGCAGCCGCAGUCUUCCCGACAAUGGACGUCGCCCGUGGAACUCGCCUAUUCACCCGUCUGGCCGGCAUUUCGGGGGCCCUCUACUGGAUGUCUCAUUUCUUCUGGGACUUCUGCAUUCUCUACUCACUUUUCCUCAUACUCCUCGCCCCCCUGGUGGCCACCUUCGGGUUUGUCAACAACGGACAGUUCUGGGUGGCACUCUUGCUUCUGUUGCUCUCCUACGGGUGGGCUGCCACGCCGCUGGCCUACUUCAUCAGCUACUUUUACAGCAGACCGUCCAGGAGCUUCUCAGCAGCCGUCACGCUCAAAGCCUCAGUCGGCGUUCUUGUGUCUCUAUACAUGCUGUUCGUGCAUCGUGCCUAUUACGAGGACGAGGACUUCAUGCAGCACGGCACGCUGCAGGCACUGACCAUGUUUGGCCGUUCCAUACCAACCGUAGCGCUUUCCUGGGGUCUUACCAGGUCCUUCUGGCUCGCCUCGCUCAACGAACUGUGCCACAUAAAGCACGUCGUCGACUUCUUGCAGGCCUGUCGUAUCCUGAACUCCACCGACACUCUUCCGGCGAUCAUCCGCGAAUACUGGUUCCUGGUUCGGUGCUGCAACGCCCGUCUCGCUUGUUCCGCCAAGACGUGCCGUGUUCCGGAGGUCCAGUUGCUCACGUGGAACCCAAUGUCCGUGUGGCCCGAGAUCUGCACUCUCUUCUUGUGCGGUCUCAUGAUGCUGGCAACCGUGUGCUUCGCGGAGACGAACGUGUGGAGCAUCGCCUCCAGGGUCUUUUCCUCGGUGCCUCAUCUGUACCGCGACAGACAGCCGACGUGUUUGCUCAGUGCUCAUGCUAGGAGGAGGUUGUUGCGCUGUUUUGCGUCGAAGAAUCUGGAGUGCGAGGACGCUCUCGUGACAUGUCACGUGCGACAGCAGAUGGGACCUCACACGCCUCUUCAUGACGUCAACUUUUGCGCUCACCGACGUGAAUGCGUCGUCCUACUUGGCGCUUCCGGUUCCGGGAGAUCCGUCUAUUUCAAUGUCCUCACGGGCCGACAGCUCGUGUCGGACGGAAACGUGUACAUAAACGGAGUCGACCUCUUCAACUAUCCCAACCAGUUCAUGUCGUACAUCGGCUACAUGCCGCAAGAGCACAUGUCCGUCGAGUGGUCGACAGGCCGCCAACUGCUGUACAUCCAGGGAACGUUGCGACGCAUACCGGGGCAUGUCUUGGACAACGUAGUCUCUCAACUCAUCUACAUGGUAGACCUUCACAGUGACGCCGAUAAACCCACCACUACGUACUGCAUGGGUUCUCGUCGUAAGCUUGCCUUAGCCAUGGCGGUGAUCGGAGCGCCACCCGUGUUCCUCCUGGACGAUCCAGCGCAGUAUCUGGACCCCGUGGGUCGGCGACGUGUCUGGCACACGGUGAUCACCUUCAUGAAGAAGACGCAUGCCAGCGUCGUUCUCGCCACAAACGAGUAA